Molecule: messenger RNA, 1141 nt
Organism: Bursaphelenchus okinawaensis
Lineage: Eukaryota; Metazoa; Nematoda; Chromadorea; Rhabditida; Aphelenchoididae
Source: the annotation of a GenBank genome assembly
AUGUCUCCACCAAGCUUCGUUGAUCUCGGAAAGGCUGCCCGUGAUGUGUUCGGAAAGGGAUACAGUAAGUUUUGUCCUUGUUUUUGUUUGUUUUUAGGAUUUUGUCGGUAGGGAGGAGUGAUUUGGGUUGUAAUAUUGGUUUUGUCGGUUGAUAUGGUGUCAUAAUUCUAAUUUAUGAGUUUUUUUUUCACCUAAUAUUUUAAAGUGUUUGUACGUUGUUUUAAAAAUUAUCUUCUUCAGACCACGGCCUCGUGAAGCUCGAUACCACCACCCGCGGCAACGACGCCGGAACCGUCGAAUUCAAAACUAACGCUACUCACAACCUGACCUCGGAGCAAUUGGCCGGUAAUGUUGACAUCAAAUUCAAGGUCCCAGAACGCGGCAUCACCGUCACCGAGAAGUUGCACACCGCCGGAACUUUGGGAACCGUCGUCGAAAUCAAUGAUCAAUUCGCCCGCAACUUGAAGGUCACUUUGGACUCGCUCUACACUCCCAACACUGGAAAGCGCGACGCCACCUUGAAGACCGAGUGGUUCAACGAUGCCGCUAGAGUAAGUUGAUUAAUGAUAAUACGUUAAUGUAAAUUGUCAUAAUAGUUUUAUAAAACAUUCUUUUACUUUUUUUAUUUUUAAGUCAAGUUUUGUUACCUAAUUUUUGCUCUUUUUAGUUGAACAUCAACCUCUCUUUGAUCGGAGGUCCAGUCGCCCUUAUCUCCGGAGUCGUUGGCCAAAACGGAUGGUUGGCUGGAGCCCAAGGACGCUUCGACAUCUCUACCAACGAGCUGAAGAACACAUCGGUCGCUUUCGGCUACACCACCCCCGCCUACACCAUCCACUCCUUCUGCAACGACGGUAAGGAGUUUGGAGGAUCCGUCUACCACAAGGUCCACAAGAACGUCGAGCUCGGCACCCAACUCGGCUGGACCAACGGCGAGGAUAAGAUCCGCUACGCUCUCGGCUCUACCUACAAGAUCAGCCCUGAACUUUUGCUCCGCGCUAAGGUCGACAACAAGGCCGUCGUCGGUCUUUCGGCCACCCACACUCUCGGCCCUAAUGUCAAGGCCUCUUUGUCCACGCAAUUCGGCCUCACCGCUGCUAACUCACAGAACAAACUCGGUGUCGGAAUCGAAUACACCCCUUAA